ACUCAGGGACACGCUCGCCCGUACACAAAGAGAGAGAGAGAGAGAGAGAGAGAGAGAGAGAGAGAGAGAGAGAGAGAGAGAGAGAGAAGGAAGGAAGGAAGGAAGGAGCAAGAAGAUGGUGCCGUUGUACGCGUGGGUUCGGGAGCGAUGCCGGCGAUCAUCGAGACGAGCUUCUUGUUCUUCGGCUCCGCCAGAAUCACCACUUCCUCCUCGAGUAUGGCGGUUUACUUGGCAUGCUUUGUUCGGAGUGAGCAUCUUCUUCUUCAUCAUCAGCUUGGGAAUCAACAAAUGUGUCCAUCACAAACCGAAGAAGCAUUGCUCGCUGCCAUGGUUGGGCGUCUUCUCCUUCGAGCCCCUUGGGGACAAUCCUCUUCUUGGUCCAUCUGGCCGCAGCCUGUCCCGCGUUGGCGCCUUGGAUCCCCGUCAUAACUCCAAGACUCACCAAGAGUUCCGUGUUUUUACCUGCUUGUACCUUCACUCCGGCGUCCUUCACCUUUGGGUCAAUUUCCUUGUCGUGAUGUUCAUCGCUCCCCGCCUUGAGCACGAGUUCGGUACGGCGCGCAUGAUGGCCAUCUACUUUGGCUCGGGCGUCGGCGGAGCUCUUUGGUCAGCGUUGCUUCUUGUCCCCGACAAUGUGUCCGUUGGCGCCUCGUUUCCGACUUGCGGCCUCAUUGCCAUGACUCUCGUGGACAUCCUGUACAACAAAGAACUGUACGUCAACAAGAUUGCCGCCGCGGCCUCGCUUCUGCUUGCGGGGGUAGUAAUGAUAUGCGUGGGACUUGUGCCUUUCGUCGAUAACUGGGGCCAUCUGGGGGGAUUCGUCACAGGCUUCAUUUUGUCGCUGCUCAUUCUCUAUCCUGUGAAGCCCCAGUCUCACCUCGACGUGGAGGAUGGGUGCGCCUGCAAGAAACGCAUGGACUGGGGCAUUCGCCGCAAGCUGGAGCCGUACAUGUACUACAUCUGGAUCGUCUCCGUGAUGUUGAUCACAUUAGGGUUUCUUAUGGCUUUCAUCGCUCUUUUCUCGGCCGCUGACCAGAUGAAGGACUGCACUUGGUGCCACAAAAUGAAUUGCUCUCCCAGCUCCCUGUGGACUUGUCCGACUCAGAAAAUCUACACCGAGCCAGCUCGGCAUCUUGUCUGCAAGGUCACUAAAGAUUUGAACAACAUGGGUACUGUGACAUGCAAGAGCGGCAAGACCGUGGACAUCGGCGACAUUACCAAAAUGUCGGCAGACGAUCUGAAGACCCUGUGCAGGAGGUGCUGCGGUGGGCAUUCUGACAGGUAGAGAGUUGACAUUAGUUCAGUUCAGUUCAGUUCAGCUCAGCUCAG
This is a messenger RNA of Chara braunii, 1329 nucleotides long. The record is from the annotation of a GenBank genome assembly. NCBI's taxonomy places the organism in Eukaryota, Viridiplantae, Streptophyta, Charophyceae, Charales, Characeae.